AUGCGCGCCACGACCCUCCUCCUCGCCACCGCGGCGCUGUUCGGCGCCAACGUCUCCGCCCUGACCAGACGCGAGACCACCAACGCGUUCACCAACUUUGUCGACCAGUUCCUGUCGCCCAACAACGCCAAGGUCGCCGCGUCGGUCAACUCGACGCUCUUCGCCGAGGACGUUACGGGCACGGUCGAUGUUUCCACCAACUUCGACGGCCGCGAGUUGUCAACCGAGUACCUGUUUGGCUUGUUCGUCAAUGUUGGCCAGGACGAGCGCCCGAGCCCCAUCGGCGUCCCCCUGUCGUACAAUGUGACUUCUCUGGCGGUUCAGAACAACUACGUCUUCGCGUCGAUCAAGUUCGACUUCUACUACCACAGCCUGAACCUGCACUACCCCGUUCAGAUCGACCUCUGGCUCCUGUUCAACGAGCAGAAGGAGGUGCAGCAGUACGACGUCGCCUUCCGUCGCUGGGCUUGGGCGACCGACAACCUCGCGCCCCUGAUCCUGCCCCAGAUGGCAAAGUACGCCAACAUCACCGACACGACGGACCCGGCCCAGAUCCUGACGCGCUACACCGCCCCCAUCAUCUGCGGCGCCCACCAGCUUUACUGCAAGGGCGACAACCAGCAGUACACCGACUAUGCCGACUGCAUGGCCCAGGUGGGCAAGAAGCCGCUCGGCACCUUCUACCGCAUGGGCGAGGACAAUAUCCUCUGCCGCAGCCUGCACGUCCACAUGCUCCCGCUUCGCCCGUCGGUCCACUGCCCGCACAUCGGCCCCACCGGCGGCGGCAUGUGCGUGUCUCGCAACUACACCGAGGUCGUGCUCGCCGACCACUUCCCCAAGGGUUUCAUCGCGCCCAAGUGCGUCAAGCCGAAGAACCUCUACGGCCCGCGCGGCAACGGCAACAGCACGGCAUAA
Molecule: messenger RNA, 915 nt
Organism: Vanrija pseudolonga
Lineage: Eukaryota; Fungi; Basidiomycota; Tremellomycetes; Trichosporonales; Trichosporonaceae
Exons: 6
Coding region: 1-915 (304 amino acids)
Source: RefSeq, a predicted model, not a curated record